This is a messenger RNA of Exophiala xenobiotica, 955 nucleotides long. RefSeq lists its product as hypothetical. Lineage: Eukaryota; Fungi; Ascomycota; Eurotiomycetes; Chaetothyriales; Herpotrichiellaceae. Gene Ontology annotation, cellular component: nucleoplasm; cytoplasm; kinetochore. The coding region runs from base 326 to 847 and encodes 173 amino acids. Gene Ontology annotation, biological process: mitotic spindle assembly checkpoint signaling. The record is from RefSeq and is a predicted model, not a curated record. The transcript is spliced from 5 exons.
AUUAGAACCUGCACUUCUCAUCCUGACAUCUUGCCUGCGCUCCAUUUCCAACAUCAAGCAAAAUGGCGGUCGAAAAGAAAGAGAAGUCUCAGUUGCAUAAGGUAGCACUCCGAGGCUCCUCGAAGCUCGUGGCCGAGUUUUUUGAAUACUCGAUAAAUACGAUUCUGUGAGUUCAGAUGCAGGAGCCAAAGCAGAGAGCCAUUGACAAUUGGCAGAUUUCAGAGAGGCGUCUAUCCUGCGGAAGACUUCACCCCGUGAGUAAGAUACGGAGUUGAGGAGGCGACAUCAGCUAAAAGACCGUAGUGUCAAGAAGUAUGGACUCAACAUGCUGGUCUCCUCCGACGAUCAAGUCAAAGCCUACAUCAAAAAAAUCAUGUCACAGUUGAACAAAUGGAUGGUUGGAGGCAAAAUCUCAAAGUUAGUGGUGGUCAUUACCAGCAAAGAGACGGGAGAGCACGUUGAACGAUGGCAAUUCGAUGUACAAAUUCUGAGCAAGGCCUCAAAACAUCGGUCAUCGAAGAAAGCACCAGACAAAGAGAAUGCAGCGCCUGAGGAUGCAGCGCGAACCGAACCAGCGUCAGAGCCAGAGAAGACGGAAGCCCAGAUUCAAGAAGAAAUCCAGGCAAUCUUCCGACAAAUUACGGCCUCGGUCACAUUCUUGCCUGUUCUUGACGGCAAUUGUACCUUCAACGUCCUGGUCUACGCAGAUGCCGACUCGGACGUGCCAAUUGAAUGGGGUGACAGUGAUGCAAAAGAGAUCAAAAAUGGAGAGAAGGUGCAACUACGGAGUUUCAGCACCAGCAACCACAAGGUCGAUACCCUGGUCAGUUACCGUUUGGCUGAUUGAGAGUCAAAAUAUCAAUAGCGAGGAGUUAUGGGUCUUUAUGUUGCUUCUCCGGGGUCUUUUGUGUUACGGGAUCAGGCACUGCAAUGAUAAUGACUCUUCAAACAUCAA